GGCGGCGGCGGAGGCGGCGGCGGCGGCGGCGGCGGCGGCGGGAGCGGGCGCGGGCGGCGAGUGGGGAGCGGGGCCCGGAGUGGAGCAGCCGCCGCGGCGGGACUGGACCGAUCCUCGCCGGCGCGCACCUGCCCGCAGCGCCCGCGGAGCGCGCAGCGCGGCCCGAGCGCGACGACCUGCCGAGCGGCGGCCGAGGCUGCGGUGUGGGCGCGUCAGGCCGCGACGAGGGCGCUGAGACAAGUUUACAUGUAUUGGAGACCAGACCAGAAGCCCUUCUGAAUU
Messenger RNA from Symphalangus syndactylus (siamang), 282 nucleotides. Its product is annotated as short stature homeobox protein 2-like. The record is from RefSeq and is a predicted model, not a curated record. Lineage: Eukaryota; Metazoa; Chordata; Mammalia; Primates; Hylobatidae.